Molecule: messenger RNA, 1061 nt
Organism: Nipponia nippon (crested ibis)
Lineage: Eukaryota; Metazoa; Chordata; Aves; Pelecaniformes; Threskiornithidae
Source: RefSeq, a predicted model, not a curated record
CGGGCCGGCCGGGUGCCGCCGCCCCCGCCCCUGGCACCAUGGACACGCCGCCCAUCACGCCUGGGGAGCUGCUGUGUCUGGGGUCCAGCCUCGCCUUCUCCGGCCUCUUCUACUACCUGUACAGGAAGAAAGCCAGAGUCGUGGCACGCAUACAGGAGGCCCCAAAGCUCCAGGUUGAUGACGAUUUAGCAGCACUGGUGUCUGCGGCUGAUGGGAGAUGCCUGCCUUACGUUGCCCUGGAAGGCAUAGUGCUGCCAGCCAAGGCUGCGCUGACCAGCCAUUACCAUGAGGGGCUGCAGGGCGUGAUCCAGAAACUGCUUCUGAAAGAGCAUCGGCUGAUCUGGAACAGCUUGGCCCGGAGCUGGACUGAGAGCGAGCGGGUGCUCUCGGAGCAGGUCUACACUGUCCCCUUCUUGCUGGCCUCGCCAGACACCGAGGCGGUGACGCAGGUGAGCGUGGAGAGUCCGCUCCGAGCCAUCUGCCUGCCGCUGGAGACGGUGUACGAGCGGUUCCAGCAGCCAGCCCACGGCUUCCGCGACCUGCUGGGCCAGUACUUGAGCGGGGAGAAGCCCAAGGGCAUCCUGGAGACAGAGGAGAUGCUGCGGGUGGGGGCCGGGCUGACAGGCAUCGGGGAGCUGGCCCUGCACCCCGACGGCUCCCUGCACCUCCAGCCGCCGGCCCGGGGGGGCGAGUAUUUCCUGUGCCUGGGGGACUGGCAGACGGUGCUGGCGGAGCUGGAGUCGGCCAGUGGGCUCUGGAAGGGUGCAGCCCUGCUGUGUGCCGUGGCAGGCCUGGCCGUCCUCCUGCACGCCCUGUGCCGUGCCUACCGCCGCGCCCGCCUCAAGCAGCAGCCUGAGGACAAGGAGCCGGACGGUGAGGAGGCCGGGGAUGGGGGGACCGAGGACUCCUGCGUGAUCUGCCUGACGCGGCCCCGCGAGUGCGUCCUCUUGGGCUGUGGCCACAUCUGCUGCUGCUUCCGCUGCUUCCAGGCCUUGCCUGCCCGCCUCUGCCCCAUCUGCCGGGGGCCCAUUGACCGUGUGGUGCCCCUCUACCAGGCCUGA